Lacerta agilis (Sand lizard) is the source of this 2852-nucleotide messenger RNA. It is a transcript of the gene CIMAP3, whose product is annotated as primary cilia formation. The record is from RefSeq and is a predicted model, not a curated record. Gene Ontology annotation, molecular function: cytoskeletal protein binding. Gene Ontology annotation, cellular component: ciliary basal body. The transcript is spliced from 6 exons. Gene Ontology annotation, biological process: regulation of cell projection organization. NCBI's taxonomy places the organism in Eukaryota, Metazoa, Chordata, Lepidosauria, Squamata, Lacertidae. The coding region runs from base 23 to 739 and encodes 238 amino acids.
UUUGGCCAAUAGCUCGGACGAAAUGACGUACUACCGCUCAGGUCUUCCGGGCAUUGCGAAUAGAUUCCACCUCGGUGUAUUUCCAUGGCAACAGGACGGCUCGGCACACAAGAGGAGCGCCCUCAGCUUGAUCAUGGGACAACGCCAGCUGACGUGGGAGCUCUCAGCUGCACAGCAACGAAAUUCAUUUGGAUCAUGUCAGGAGAGAAGAAUAUUCCCCGUUUUCUACCCUCCAGAUCGGUUAGGCAAUGAGAAUGUUCCUAUUAAAGGUGAUCCUGAUCGUGGACCUGGAACUUAUAACUAUGCAGAGAAGGACAACCUUCUAUACAAAUUGGCUCGCAGACCAGAGAGUACUAAAGGCUACACCAUGGGAGCAAGAACAACCCCACGUUUUGGGCUACUCAGCAAGCAUGUGACUCCUGAUCCUACUGCAUACCAGUCUAUAUGGAUCAGAGACCACCACAGGCGCCACAAGCCUUCACAUGUCUCUUUUUGCAGCGAUGUGCCACGAUUUUCUGAGAAGCUUCAGGACAAAGACUUUUAUCCUGGACCUGGAACAUAUGACCCAUACGGCAUGCCACACAGGCAUGUCACUUGGCCAGGGAGGUUUGGGGCUCCAGACUGGUCUUUAAUACCAAUGCCAGUGAAAAGAACACUGAGAAGUGAGCUGCUUACGGACAAAGACUUUAGGAAGCACCGGAACCUAGUGGCCUACCUGAGCAUAUACUACAGUGAUUAAUUACUCUGGUUGGAGUCGUUCCUCUUCUGUGUACUUGAACUACUAAUUUGCCUUUGUUUUUGUUUUGUUUUUUGUUAAGGGAAAUUUAGACUUUGCUAGUUGUUUGUUACUCUGAUUCAGUUACCAGAUUGCUUCAUAAACAGCUGUCUUGUUAUGCCUCUUACCUUCCUAGUUUUAUUGCCUAGUUCAAAACUGUUGAUUUUAUGUGAAGCACUCAUAGCUGUGAAGCCAAUAAGUAUCUUAAAAUGUAGGUGUCUUGACUCUUGCCUGUUGACAACAGCUAUUCCAGCCCUUCAGUUUUCCUUCCUUGCUGCAUGUGCCAGUCCUCUCAGUUUGCAGUCAGUUAGGCUUGGAGAAUUGUUAAGAGAAGCACAGAUUGCCACUGACUCACUUUUAUUUGUAGACCAACUUUGGAAACUCUUGCCAACAUUUUGAGUUAUGAGGUCACAGUGCCCACAAAAGCCAUGUCAAAUGCGAGCCGCUACUGCUUGCAGCAGCACAUCCUGGUGAAAUUCCUAGAUCCAGAAUCUCCCGUACCUUUUACUUUUUGACCUUCCCCAUGCUACUUGCACCAGAAGAGGCCCUGGAAGCAUGUGGCUCAUUUACCUGCUGUUAUUGUGUAUGAUAUGAUGAUAGGUUGCCUGGUAUGUAUUUUCAAGCACAACAGUGCCUGCUUUCUAUCUCUGCAUGUGGCUGUAUAUGUAGUUUCAUUUUUCUUUUAUGCAAUGUUCUCUUCUUUUGCAUAAUGCAGUUACGGAGGCUGAAAUUUGAAGUAGGCAACAGGGGAGAGGUGAUUCUUAAUGCCGUUUGCUCUUGCUGCUUUACCACUGAAAAGUUCACCCCCUACUCAAAGAGACCCUCUGCUGGGGGAAAGAGAGGCUUGGUUCAUGUCAAGCAGGAAACCAUGAUUUCACUAGAUGAACCACAGGUUUGUGCAGUCUCUCCUUCCUUCUCUACUUUCAUGCCUGUGGAGAGAAGACCUUUAUAUUCUAAGCUAAACAGUUUCUUGAGAUGUCCAAACUUGGAUUAAUAAAAUGAGAUCAGGAACCACAGUUCUAAUUUUGCUAGUUUUCACUAUUCAGAGUUUAAACAAACCACAGUUUCAAAAAUUCUGGCAUCAUGAGGAACUAUUGUUCUUUUAAUUCAAUUGUGGAAACUUUUGAUCUUCUCCUUGACUUGCAUGAAAGAGGAGGAGUGGGAAGGAGCAUGUGAGCUUAAGACUCUUUAACUUGUUCUCAAAGUGGUUUCCUGUUAUGUCUGAACUGAGGCACGGGUACUUUACUUAGGAACAUAUGUUUGCAAUAUGUUAUAAACUUGUACUCAUGGUAUAUGAAUAUUUCAUUGUGAACAACUGUAGGCUCAUCCAUACAAUCUGUUCUUUGAUCUGUUCUACAACAUGGGAGGAAAUACGUACUUGAUAGGAAACAUGUUGAUAGACUACUGCACCUUUCUCAGUCAGCACUGGUAGAUAGUAUAUAGCUAGCCCACAACCUGCUAUUUGUUGCUGUUCUUGUCUUAUCUAUGGCAUCACGAUAAAGUGGGUUGUAUCAAACACUGCACAAGCAGUGGCCCACUUGCACAAUGGGACUUCCUCUUCCUCUCCUCUACUCACCCCCCCCCCAAAAAAAGCAGGUUCAGGGGGUGCUCUGAGAGAGAAAAUGCCAUUGCACAAACAAAACUGUUGCAUGGGCAGAAUGGCAGUGUUGGAUAUAACCCAAUAUAUCUGUAUAACCCUCCCUAUAUAUGGAACUUACAGUUUCAUUUGGGAACUCCUGAUUUCUCUAAACAUUGUUUACACUUAACUGUUUCACGUGGGAGCCUUGUGAUUCCAGUGGAGCCACAUGCUGAUAUAUCAUUUCCUACAGUUCCUAAGUAUGACUUCCCUUAUACAUCUUGCAAGCUAGAGGGUUCAGAUUAGACAGUCCGUAAAACCAUGUGCUGUAUAGCAAAGAAGAAAUAUUUACAGUUGACAGAGAAACAUUCAAACUGAAAUAAGGCCAUAUAGUGCUUGAUGUUCUACCACACAUCCAGUCCCUUGCUUUUUAUUAUAAUUAGUAAUGUAUCAUUAAUAGCCAAAUGUAUUUGUUUUACUACAUAAUAAAAUUCAGAAAAU